GCCGAACGAUUUCAUACCUUGAACAAUGUCUUAAAUCGAUAGUAGUCUUUUGGAGUAGAGUAACAGACGGAGAUAAAGUUAACUGAAAUAAAAUGUUAUCUGCCAGUUAUCUUCAAAACGCCUUCAUAGGUUCAGGAAAAUAUCGUUGCAACAGUUAGAAGGAAAAUUAAUCAAUAACUUAAUUCCAAGCAAGCAUUUAACAGCAGUAUACCUACUGUAAUUAUAUAGGAAAGACGAUACCAAAUACCCACCUAGAAAACAAUGUCUAUGCAUUUGAGAAAUAGUCGUGACCAGAUGACAAAAGACGACGAUUCAGUGCAUUCAUUUGGAAAGUUGCGCCAUAUCUCUGAUACUGAAAACGGAAGCCAAGCCAGUUCUGUGGAUUAUGGAAAAGGGAGUUGGUGGGGUUCGAAGUCGGGACUAGAACAAAAACUAAUCGUCUUGUGCAGCGUCCUUUUCCUACUCUCUUUCUGUCUCAUGAUAUCGACCAUUGUUCUCAGCGGAAAAGCCAAAUCAGCGCGUGGAAGUGACACAACGACAACAACGACGGCGAGCACAAACGCGACAACAGAAGAACCAGUACCAACUAAUGCAACAACAGAACCGCCUGAAACAGAACCUACAGCAGAACCUCCUAAAACAGAACCUACAAAAGAACCCACAAAAGAACCUACAAAAGAACCUACAAAAGAACCUGAUGUACCUAAACCUGAAAACAUCGAGCCACAACCACAGCAAGCAGAAAAUAUACUAAUAGCAAAAAAGUCUAAUUCUAAAGACUUCACAACAAGUUAUACAACUGAAAAUGAAAAAGUUAUUGUAUUCUAGUAAUAUUAACUCACGUUGAAAACACUUUUUUUGAAUGCUACUGAUGAUUUGCCAUAUUGACGGAUAUAAAGAGAAGUAUUAAACUGUCAGCGAAUGAAGGAAAACUUUUAUUUGUUAAAACUUUUUAUUUAAUAAAAAAUAAAUAUG
Molecule: messenger RNA, 975 nt
Organism: Uloborus diversus
Lineage: Eukaryota; Metazoa; Arthropoda; Arachnida; Araneae; Uloboridae
Product: platelet glycoprotein Ib alpha chain-like
Exons: 5
Coding region: 262-828 (188 amino acids)
Source: RefSeq, a predicted model, not a curated record